Molecule: messenger RNA, 1408 nt
Organism: Ricinus communis (castor bean)
Lineage: Eukaryota; Viridiplantae; Streptophyta; Magnoliopsida; Malpighiales; Euphorbiaceae
Product: protein SRC2 homolog
Exons: 1
Coding region: 152-1078 (308 amino acids)
Biological process (GO): defense response
Source: RefSeq, a predicted model, not a curated record
UCAAUUUCAAAGUCUUACGAGUCUCUGCUGUAUGUGGCAUAUUAGAGGUGGGAACUCACAGUUUGGCUGGCUGGUUUCUUAGCUACAUCAAUUUCUUUAUCUACAGACUAACGAGUAUAUUUUGGGGGUUGGGUAUCAAAAUCAAUUACCAAUGGAAUCAAAAUUUAUGGAACUGAAAGUCAUGUACUGCAAUGAUCUAAAGGCAUUUAAUUUCUUCCAGAAACUCCUGGUCUAUGUCCUUGUUUCCCUUGUAAGCGAAGAUCCUGACAAGAAAUUGAAGCGGAAUCAGCAACAGAGAACACCCACAGACACAGAAGAUGAUGGGAAUCCUGCGUGGAAUCAUGAGAUGCGGUUUGAUCUGAGCGAGGUUUCUUUUGUAGAUUGUGAUCAUCUAUUUCUUCAUUUUGAUCUGCUGCACGAAGGGCUUUAUUUUGGAAAUAAAACUAUUGGGGAUGUUCGUGUUCCCUUGAAGGAUUUGAUCCAAGAGAGUAGUGGGAUCACCAGGUUUGUGAAUUAUCAGGUCAGGUCUCCAGAAGGGAAGCCUAAUGGAAUUUUGAAUUUUUCUUACAAGGUGAAUGCACAGGGUAAAGAUAUGGGGAUUCAUUUCCCGACAAGUGAGAUUACUGGAUAUUCAGUGGUUGUUCAUCAUCAUCAUGAGUCAUCUGAUAUUCAAAAUCCAGCUGAGAGCUCAUCGCCUGUAGUUCACUAUCCACCACCGAAACCAGAAGAUAGUUCCCAGGAAACUUAUCCCCCUGCAGCUGAGGUUAGCUACCCAAUUCAGGGAACACAGCAACAAAGUCCUUAUCCUCCCACACCUUAUGCCUAUUACCCACCACCGCCACCUCCAUUCUCGCACGGACCACCACCACCACCUCCAUUCUUGCACGGACCGCCACCACCAUCCGGUGGGGCACACCACCACCCUUCGCAUCCAUCAGGGUUCCGUCCGUGGGCGCAUUAUGAGGUCUAUGACUAUAGUGCUCAUGGGAGUUGGAGCCCAAACGCUGGACAUUCACAGAGUUUCGGUCACGGAGAGAUACGGAGACAUGAUUACCGAGCUUAUUGGAAUGGUAGGUAAGGGCUUCGAGGGCUAACAGAGGCAUAAUGUUGCAGGAUUGAACGGUUGUUACGCGAUUGUCGUGGUUCAUCUAUAGAGCAUUAACUGUACCCUGUCAAUGACACGACUUCUCUAUGAAGGAGAGGUUUUCCUAACGCAAUUACUGUGGGUACCAAUUAUUUGUUAAGCUCAAUUAAUGCAGUAGGAUAAAUUUGCUAUGCCAUUGACCAUUAUUGUCAGUGAAUGGCUUCUCUAUGAAUUCUUUUCCGCAUCACUUUUGUACCAAAUUUCAUGGUUUGUACCACUCAAAUUCACAUAUGGAUGCAAGUAAUGAGAACAAGAAAUUACUUA